AUGGCAAUAUCAAUAUUUAUAUAUUAUGCUUUAUUUGAUAAAUAAGGAAAUCAAAAUUCACUUAAAAAUGGUGAUUAUGUUGAAGGCAAAGACUACCAAGUAAAAAUAAAUAGCUAAGGUGAAAAGUAAUAUUACAUUUCUAAACAACUGAAAUAAAAAGCGCAUUAACAUUAUGGUAUUCACAAUAAACCAAUAAAAAAAGAAAUAGAUUAAGCAUGGGUAGGAAAAAAGUAAAUAGCGAAAUAAAUAGCAGAAUAUUUUUAAGAAUUUAAUACGAAACCAAUGAAUUUAUAAAUUCAUUAUGAGAAUAGAUAAUAAUUUAAUAAAUUUCAUAUGUCAUUAAUAAAUAAUGAUAAAUAUUGUAUAAAUAGCGAUUAAUAUCAUAUUCUUCAUCCUGAAUCAAUUUUUGAAAAUUAUUAUAUAUUAUCAGAUUUUAGAAACACAGAUAUUGCUAGAGAAGUAGUUACAGAUUUUGGAGUUGAUGUGUUACCAAAAAUAGGAGCUUCAAUGAGUUAUUAAUAAGAAAAUAGUCGUACAUAAUAGAUUCCUUUAGAAACUACUUUAAUACAUUCAAGUAUUUCGCGUUUUCAUCAUUUUCAUAAAUUUAAUGCAAACUUGUUUUGUACAUAUUAAUCAUCUAAUCACAUCCCUGGAAAGUGGGCAAUUACAGGAAAAGAUUUAGUGAUUGAUAAUUAUAGAUUAUAUAAAGAAAAGAAGUUUAAAAAUAGAGAAGAGUGUGAUGCUAAAACUACUUUCAUGCCAGAGUCUUAUCGUUUAUAUGAUCCAUAAGAAUGCAAAUAAUUCUUUGAUUAUAUUUAAAGUGAUGAAUAUAAGAAGCUAAUAGAAAAAUAAGGAAUAGCCUUUAUAAUAAAGCAAGGAAGAGAUAUUCAUAGAGGUGAAGGGAUAACAUUAUUAACUCCAAAUGAGCACAAAAACUUUUUAUAAAUGUAUAAUAAUGGUAAAAAAUGUAAAGAUAUAAAAAACGAUAAUGAUACAGAUGUAUAUUAAGUAUAAAGAUAUAUUAAUAAUCCUCUUUUAUUAGACGGACAUAAACUAGAAGCAAGAAUAUAUUUUUUUAUAGCAAGUACAGAUCCUUUAAUUAUAUAUUGUGAAAAAUUAGCCUUAUUAAAGAAAUGUGCACUUCCUUAUGAUAAGUUUAAUUUUAAAUAAGAAACUCAUGUGUGUAAUACUUCUUUGUCAAAAAAAAUAAGUGACGAUUUUGUAGUUGAAUUUGCUUUGGAAGGUUUAUAGGACUAUCUUUUAGAACACAAAAUAAUAAAAGAUAAAAAUUGGCUUGAAAAUAAUAUCUAUCCAUAAAUCUAUUAAGCUAUUAUUCAUUUAGUAAAAAGUGGUGAACAUGAUUUAUUUAAAGACUCAAGAGUAAAUGAAAACUUUGCUGUUGAUUUUUUAAUUGAUGAUGAUUCUAGAGUCUGGUUUUUAGAAAAUAAUCCAAACCCAUAAUUACUUAGAAGUUCUACUAAAAGAUCCAUGAGGCAUUUCAAAAUGUUUGGUGAUUUAUUUAAUAUUUAGUAUUCCUAUUUAAGAUCUAGAGCUAAAAGACUUAAUUAAUUAGCCCUUAAAAUGAAAGAUGCUAUUGAAAAUAAUUCGUUUAAUAAAGAAGAAUUCAAAAGCUAAUUUUAGAAGGCCAAUAGAAAUUUCUUUGAACCGGAAUUCUAAAUUCUUGAAAAUAGUAGUUAUGUCAAAAUAUACGAUGAUAAUCUGAUUGGUAAAGAUAAAUUCAUGGGAUAUUUACCUGAAGGAUGCCUUUAUGAUGACAAAAACAAAUUGUUUUUAAUAAUCCUAAUUAUAUUUCAAAAAGAUACAUAUUAAUAUAAAACAAUUAAUUAAAUUUCUAGCGUAAAAUUUUAUAUUUUGAAAAAAAAUGAUACAAUAACUAAAUUAACAAAAAUUUGCUUAAAAACCAAUAUUUUUAUAAAAAAAAUUAAGACUUUUUUUUGUUUUAAAAUAAACUAUAAAAAAACAUAAUUCUAUAAAUUUAAAUAAUCAAUCAUUAAAUUAAUAAAAAAGGUAUAAAUCCAUUAGUAUAAUUAAAAAUAAAAAAUAUGACUCUUUUAAAAUUAUUAUGCUUUUCCUUAAUCUUUAUAAUUAUAAUUGAGAAUCACAAAGUAGAGAGCUCAAUAAUAAAGAAUUUAUAAGAAAUACCCAACUAAAAUAAUGAUCAUUUAGAAUCAGAUUAUUAUGAAUAUAUAUGCAAUGAUUCUUUUUAGUUUGGUUAUCUGAACAAAAAUGAGAAAGAUUAUUCAUAAAAAUAAAUACAAGAAUAUAGAUCUAAUUUUGGAGAACCUAUAGGAAAUCAUUUAUUAGAUGGAAAUAUAAGUGCAAUUUUUUAAAAAGGAGCCUUUCCUAUAAUAAUCAUUUUUUU
This is a messenger RNA of Ichthyophthirius multifiliis, 2383 nucleotides long. RefSeq lists its product as hypothetical. NCBI's taxonomy places the organism in Eukaryota, Ciliophora, Oligohymenophorea, Hymenostomatida. The transcript has 3 exons. Gene Ontology annotation, cellular component: cilium. Gene Ontology annotation, molecular function: tubulin-glutamic acid ligase activity; tubulin binding. The record is from RefSeq and is a predicted model, not a curated record. Gene Ontology annotation, biological process: microtubule cytoskeleton organization; protein polyglutamylation.